AUGGCCUCAUUCAAGGAAUUAUCUCUUUCUCGCCCUCUACCUCAGUCCAACCCACGCCACCAUGCCCACUCCAUCUCGCUCGGUGCGGUCAACGCUAAUCAUCGGGUAACUCGCCGUAAAAGUGUCACCACUGCUGCUGCCGCCAACGCUGCCGCCGCGGCAGUCGCUGCCUCCUUGAAGGAUUCGGUUGGGGAGUCAGUAGGAGUUUCUAUGCCUUCGCAUCGUCGAGGGAGCCGGAAAGGCUUGGAAUCUAGUUCGGUCGGGGCCCCCUCCGGCUUCGGCUCUUAUUUCUCACGGAGCAUGAAUAGCCCCAGCCAUGAGCCGCCGGUCGCUCGCAAGGCCUCGCCAACCAACUCAAAUGACGCAUCCUCGACAACCCUCGCGGCCGUAGAUGGAAACAACUCCGCCAGCAAGUCCACCAACAAUAAUAAGAACCGAAACCGUCGGGCCAGCGAGGGAUCGCACCUUAUCAAAAGCGAAGGGAAGCGCCCCAUGACGGAACUUCGCUGCGAUCGUUGCGGGAAAGGGUGGGAACAUGACCCUGCAUGGGCUAUUACCUCGAAACUUCUGAUCUCUAAGCAUCAACAAGUCCAGCUGCUCGAGGCAGCCUCAGUUUUGGUAAAUAUGAACCAGGACGGUCCGCCAGAAGGCGCAGAGGCCGAGUCGGAAGCAUCAUCGGCGUCCCCUGAUGCCUCGUCAGAACUUCGAGAUGGUCUCAGCUCUGCAGAGACCACUCCACCCCCGAUGGAUGAGGAUGACGAGGACGAUGAAGACAUGUCCCCCGAACCAACUAUGGAGAAACGGUACAGUGUCAGCACUGCAUCGGGCCUCCUCUCCCACUCGUAUCAGUCCAUACCCUCGAGCUCCUUCACCGGCAGUGCUCCAUGGCAUUCGCCGGCGUUCUCACACUACCGCCACUCAAGUAUCGAUACCCGACCUUCGACCGCAGAAGCCAAAUUGCACGAAGACGACGAGGCUGACCUCGCUGCAGCCAUCGGUCUCUGCACCUUCAACACCCCUCGCACGCGGCCAGUGCCAAUGUCCCCUAGUGUACCCCCCGUCCCUCCAUUGCCAAGUCGCUUCCUUGACCAGGCCAGCGCGAGUGGUAACGAGAGUCAGAGCUUGGAUCAGUCGGCAACCAAGGAGGCAGAUGCCCUUUUCCCGAACUCUACUCCAAACCUUUUCCUCUCGCUCUCGUAUAACCCUUCCCUGUCGUACAAGGUGUCAGACGAGCGAGAGGUGAAGAUGGGCGAUGCGGAUCGCACCACACGGCAGAGUCGCAAUGCAGACGUUGAUUUUGGGCACCGGCCCUCUGCGGCUGAUGAGGACGAUGAUGGCGUUUUUGGCCGGAUGGAGGAGUAA
This is a messenger RNA of Aspergillus bombycis, 1362 nucleotides long. RefSeq names its product putative C2H2 finger domain protein. The record is from RefSeq and is a predicted model, not a curated record. Lineage: Eukaryota; Fungi; Ascomycota; Eurotiomycetes; Eurotiales; Aspergillaceae. Bases 1 to 1362 code for a protein of 453 amino acids. The transcript has 3 exons.